AUGACUACACCCGCUGAACGGGCACAAUUGCUCACACCCGCCGCCGUCGAGGCCGCAUACGGUCUGAUCCAGCCAUAUGUGCACCGCACCCCAUUGCUAACAUGCAAGACUCUCGACUCCAUCGCUUCAACCCCGCAAUCCUCCGAAUCCCUCGUCGGCACUCCAUUUGAGGGUCAAUCACCCGCCCGCCCAAAGUUCCGCCUUUUCUUUAAGUGCGAGAACCUACAGCGAAUCGGUGCUUUCAAGGCUCGGGGUGCUUUCCAUGCGCUUCUACGGUUGAUUGAGGAACGCGGGGAGGAAGAAGUGAAACGGCGCGGGGUGGUUACCCACAGUUCUGGAAACCAUGCACAAGCCCUCGCUCUCGCCGCCUCAACACUCCAUGUCCCCGCCCACAUCGUGAUGCCGAGUAUCAGUACUUCGUCCAAGAUCGCCGGCACCCGCUCCUACGGAGCGGAAGUCAUUUUCAGUGGCUCGACAAGCGUGGAGCGAGAAGCCGUCGUUGCAGAGGUACAAGCCAAGACAGGUGCCAUUCUAGUCCCACCGUACGACGACUUCAAUAUCAUCUGUGGACAGGGCACAACGGCGUUGGAGCUGGAAGCACAAUAUACGGAACAAGUCCGAUCAGGGACUCUCGAUGCCGUGAUCACGCCUGUUGGCGGCGGCGGUCUUAACUCGGGCGUGGCCACCUUCUUCUCCAACAAGUCGACUCGUGUCUUUGGUGCGGAGCCUGCCUUUGAAGGCGCGGAUGACUGUCGGCGUGGACUGCAGGCUGGAGAGCGUGUGUCCAAGGUUUCGACGCUGACGAUUGCCGAUGGUCUGCGGACGCCGGUUGGAUUGCUCAAUUGGGAGGUCAUCUCCAAUAAGCGUAAGGUGGAGGGUGUGUUCGCCGUCACGGAAGAGCAAAUCAAGGCAACCAUGCGCCUGGUGCUGGAGCGCAUGAAGGUCGUGGUGGAGCCGAGUGCCGUCGUUGGUCUGGCGGUUUGUCUUUUCGAUGAAGAAUUCCGGAAGCGUGUCGAACAAGAGGGCGGCGAGAAGGGCUGGGACAUUGCGGUCGUAUUCAGCGGAGGUAAUACAACUGUAGAAGCUAUUUCCAAGUUGUUUGGCUAA
This is a messenger RNA of Penicillium waksmanii, 1107 nucleotides long. Its product is annotated as threonine/serine dehydratase. Bases 1 to 1107 code for a protein of 368 amino acids. The transcript has 2 exons. The record is from RefSeq and is a predicted model, not a curated record. Gene Ontology annotation, molecular function: ATP binding; magnesium ion binding; serine racemase activity. Lineage: Eukaryota; Fungi; Ascomycota; Eurotiomycetes; Eurotiales; Aspergillaceae. Gene Ontology annotation, biological process: pyruvate biosynthetic process; D-serine biosynthetic process; L-serine metabolic process.